Messenger RNA from Carya illinoinensis, 1326 nucleotides. RefSeq names its product DNA-directed RNA polymerase V subunit 7. Gene Ontology annotation, biological process: DNA-templated transcription initiation. NCBI's taxonomy places the organism in Eukaryota, Viridiplantae, Streptophyta, Magnoliopsida, Fagales, Juglandaceae. The transcript has 3 exons. Gene Ontology annotation, molecular function: single-stranded RNA binding; single-stranded DNA binding. Bases 295 to 822 code for a protein of 175 amino acids. The record is from RefSeq and is a predicted model, not a curated record.
CCACUGCUAUUCUUCUUCUUCACUUCAGUUUAAUUCAGACCUAACUCCUCGGCUCCUCUGUUCAGAUCAUACAAAGACACAUUCCUAGCAUUGUUGAUUCCUGAGUAUUCAAGAACAGAAGAGGGAAGUUUGGGGGUAUUGAAAGGCAUACCAGCUCAGAGACACCGGGUCAACUCAGAUUUGUUGGAGUCCUGCAGUUCUACUUUAUUGGAUAAGGUGAUGACUGAACUGUCCCCUGUUUUCCUUAGCAUUGGUUGCUUUGAGGAGUAAAUUUGAGGGUGGAAGAUAACCAAAAUGUUUCUCAAAGUACAGUUGCCUUGGAAUGUCAUAAUCCCUGCCGAAAACUUGGAUGCGAAAGGAUUGCUGCUCCAACGGUCAAUUAUUAUUCGCCUGUUGGAGGACUUUGCUGCUAGAAAGGCCACUAAGGAUCUUGGAUAUUAUCUUGCAGUCACAACUCUGGAGAGCAUAGGAGAGGGGAGAGUUAGACAGCAAACCGGAGAUGUAAUGUUUCCAGUUGUUUUUAGUGGAAUCACCUUCAAGCUUUACAGAGGAGAGAUUUUAGAAGGGGUUGUCCAUAAGGUGCUGAAGCAUGGGGUCUUCUUGAGGUGUGGACCGGUGGAAAACAUAUAUCUCUCUCAUCUGAAAAUGCCAGGUUACAGCUAUAUGCCUGGGGAGAAUCCAGUGUUCAAUGACAAGGUUUCGAGGAUUGAAAAAGACAUCGUGGUUCGUUUCAUUGUUAUUGGAACAAAAUGGCUGGAGGCGGAAAGGGAAUUUCAAGCAUUGGUCAGUUUGGAGGGACAUUAUCUGGGACCAGUUUCGUAGUGUUGAUGAUACUGCCUUUGCCUUUACCUUUUCAUCUGGGAUCAAAUAUGUUUAUAAGCCUUGUUGAUACUCAUGCUGCUUGGAUACUACUAUUUCUUCUCCAAUUAACUUCUUUGAGUUCUUGUAACAAAGUAGUUGGCAUUUUGACAUAUUGUUGGUAGUUAGUUGCAACUUUUUCCGUUAGCAGGUGUCCACUUGUGCAAAUUAAUCAAGGGUGCAUCCUCUGUGAAGUUUGCUGGAAUAUUACUUCAGUUUCCAGAACACCUCUGUUGUUCAGGAUUUUAGACUUGUGUCUCGAUGGUAAACUUUGGAAUUGCAACAGCUCAUGGAACCUACAACAAGAAUGUUACAGACAGCUUGCAUUCAGUUUUGAGAGACUUUCUUGAUUCAUGACGUUGUGAACUUGUAGGCUUAAGCAGUAAAGUCCCACAUUUUUUAGUCGUGAUGUUUUGAUUUAUGUAAUCGACCUUUUUCCAUUUAGUUCUGUGGCGAUUAGUUCCCUAA